AUGGAGGCCUCCUCAAGAUUGGAGCUUGAACAAGCGCAUGCUGAGCUUUGGAACCUCACCUUUAGCUACCUUAAGUCCAUGGCGCUUGAGUGUGCGGUACAACUCAACAUCCCCAAUGUUAUUCACAACUUUGGUGGCAGUGCCUCUCUACCCAAUAUUCUCUCUGCCAUCCCAGUUCCUGAACAUAGGAGGCCCUAUCUUCCACGCCUCAUGAGGUUUCUUGUUGUAUCAGGCAUUCUUUCCUUUGAUUCUCCCACCUUAGGGGAGGGUAUGUACCAACUCACCCCAUUGUCACGCCUUCUCGUGGAUGACACCCACAUCAAUGGGUGUGGGAGCCUUGGGCCAUUUGUGCUCUCCCAAACCACAAAGUACCAUGUCUCAUCAGCCACAUACUUAUCUGAGUGGUUCAAGGGUGAGGACGGGAUGGGGCCUAUGGCUGCGGAGAUGCCAUUCAAGAUGGCUCAUGGCACAGGCCCAUGGGGUGCCCUAGGGCGUGAUCCACAAUUCAACAAAGUCUUUAAUGCUGGGUUGGGAUCUAAUAGUCGGCUUGUGCUAGACUUUGUUGUGGCCCAAUAUGGUGAUGUGUUUGAUGGCAUAAGCUCACUGCUCGAUGUUGGAGGGGGGGAUGGUAGCACAGCGAGGACCAUUGCAAAGGCUUUCUCACAUGUCAAGUGCUCAGUGUUGGACCUCCCAAUUGUUAUUGCUGACAUACAGCCGGGUGAUGGCUUGGUUGACUAUAUUGCAGGUGAUAUGUUUAGCUCAAUCCCACCGACUGAUGCUAUUGUGCUUAAGUAUGUGCUGCAUGACUGGAAUGAUGAUGACUGUGUCAAGAUCCUAGAUCAAUGCAAAAAGGCUAUACGUUCUUGCAAACCAGCUGGAGGAAAAGUGAUAAUCAUAGAUACAGUGGUUGGAUCUCCUUUGAAAGAGAUGUUCGAAGCGCAAGUCACAUCCGAUUUGUUGAUGAUGGUGAUAGCCGGGGGUAAGGAGCGUGAUAAGCAAGAGUGGCACAAGAUAUUCAUGGAGUCAGGAUUCAAGGACUACAAGAUAAGGCCAGUUCUGGGAUAUCUGUCAAUCAUCGAGCUGUACCUGUAG
This is a messenger RNA of Miscanthus lutarioriparius, 1092 nucleotides long. NCBI's taxonomy places the organism in Eukaryota, Viridiplantae, Streptophyta, Magnoliopsida, Poales, Poaceae. The record is from the annotation of a GenBank genome assembly.